AUGAGGGUGGGGGUGGGAGCGUUAGAUCGGACGGUUCGUACUUUCAGGUUUUGCCUUGAGAUUAAUUUUGAAAGUGGUAUUGAUGCAAUUUAUAACUCAGAAAAGAAUCAAAAUGAAAAGUAAGCAGAAGUCAAAAGUUAUCUCGUGAUUCGUCUUGUUAUUUUGACACGAUUACUUACAGUAGCAGCUAUAUCGAAUGUUCACUGCACAAAAUUAAGUGCUGGAUUGAUUACACUUACUCAACUUUAUUCUGAGCAAAUGUCAACACCAGUUGUCAAUCUUUCGGGAAAGAUCGCUCUGAUUACAGGGGCCACAUCUGGUAUUGGCUAUUCGACAGCAUAUCUUUUUCAUCAGCUUGGGGCAACGCUUAUUGUAACCGGAAGAAGUACUGAACGAUUAAAAGCGCUCGAAGAACAGUUGCAAGAUGGAAAGGGUCCGGUUCUGGCCAUCGCUGCAGAUCUUACAAAAGAAGAAGAAAUCCGAGGUCUCGCUAAAAUGGCUAUUAACAAAUUUCAUACUCUGGAUAUUUUGGUAAUGACUUUCCGUUUUGAUCAACUGCAUGAAAAGAAAAAUCCGAAUAGACUUAGUCGGCUAAUUCCAGUGUCAAUAAAAUUGUGUAGAGUCAACAAUGCCGGUAUCAUUGACAAGGGUACGAUUGAAGAUACAACACUGGAGCAGUACGACCGAAUAAUGUCAACGAAUUUGCGCUCAAUGUUUUACUUGACACAACAGCUUAUUCCACAAUUGAUUCAAUCUAAAGGUUCUAUUGUGAAUGUGUCCAGUGUUAACGGGAUCAGAUCGUUUCCGGGUGUGUUGGCGUACAAUAUAUCGAAAGCUGGGGUCGAUCAGUUUACACGGUGCACUGCGCUUGAAUUAGCACCAAAAGGCGUACGUGUUAAUUCAGUGAAUCCCGGUGUCACGAAAACGGAACUUCACAAACGUAGUGGUAUGGAUGAAAUAGCUUAUGAAGCGUUUAUCAAGCAUUCCGGAAGUACUCAUGCGCUUGGUCGCGUAGGUAACCCAGAUGAAGUAGCAAAUGCGAUAGCAUUUCUGGCAAGCAGUGCAUCAUCAUUUAUCACUGGGGCAUCAAUUCCGAUUGAUGGUGGUCGCCACGCCAUGUGCCCACGAUGUAAACAUCAUCGUAUUGUAUCAUUUAGAAAUAUUGUUUCACAUUGCUGGAGUAGGGUUUCGAAACAUUUGCUGGCCGUUUACAUAAGUCGAAAAGGAAAAUUUGUUGCAGUAAGACCAGAAUCGGUGGCAGAAGGUACAACGAUUGAAAAUGAAAACGAAUUCGUUAUGGGAAAUUCAUAUGAUGAUUCAGAGGAGAAUGAAUAUAUUGUUGCAAGUCGUUCAGAACCGGUAAUAUUUCCGAUUAGACGGCAAUGUGAGGAUUCUAUCCAACGGAGUAGUAAUCGUCGGUUGAUUGUUGCCAAACGUUGCAACAACGCGCGAACCGAUUCGGUGUCUGCAAAUGUUACAAGAAGGAUUAUAUCACCGAGACGUUAUUCUCCAGGUCCAGUUGAUUAUAGGAUGUUAAAUACGUCAUCUGUUGAGAAAAAGUCAUGUUUUUCUCCAAACGACACUGACCAUGAACAGGACAAUAAUAUAGCUGAGAUGACCGAUAGUCCUGUGUUUCGUGCAAAGUUUAUCAACACGAUUGCUGAUGUUCCACUUGCUGUAUUAAUGCGUAAUGGACCGUUAGGUUUGAGUGCUUGCGACAGGCCACCUAUAGUACGGCUUACGGGACGUUCGGCAUCCUUCUCAUUUAUCGUGGAUUUAACAAAUCUUGACAUUACAGAUCUCAUUUAUGAUGGAUUAGAUGGUUGGAGCUCACGUGGAUUGGUUUCUAAGUUUUUCUUCAAUAAGGACAAAACAAAAUGUGCUCAGGGAAAGCAUGAAUAUACAAUUUUGCGGAAAGUUUUGAUCCAUCCACAUACUCUACCUUCAAAUUCUGUCCGAAAAGUGAUUUGGCAUGUGAUGAAAGGCAAUGAAUUUUGCAGAUACGCACUAAUUUCCUACAAUAUCACCAAUGAUGCGGUGCUAGACAGCCGAGCUUUUGUAUUGGAUAACGAUAAAAUUGUCAAAAUAGAAAGUGCAAGUGAUGAAUCCUCCAGAGUACAAAGAGUUGAUGAGAUAUCUGUGCAUACCGCUAAUCAAAACGUCACUACUUUGGAUGAACUAAUGUGUGAAGGUGAAGAGGAUGGCGAUGACAUCGAGUUUUAUUUUGCGGGAGGAGUGGAAAGUCUCAAGCGACAAAUGGAAGAAAUUCCGGAAUUGGAUGCAGAAGGACUCUGCAUGAUCACAGAUGCACCGGUAUUCAUGCAGAAAUUUGUUGCGACACUGGCAGAUGCACCAUUGGAAUUAUUGAUACAAGAGGAUGAGUUAGAUGCAUCCAUACCAGUAUGUACAUAUGUCCCUAAAAUCAAUCUUUAUGGAGCAGCAGCUUGUCUCACUUUUUUAAUUGAUACGAAAUGUUUCCCUGUAUCAGAUAUCAGCGCAGAUAAUCUUGGUCAGUGGAACGCUAAAGAUGGACGUCGAAUGAGUGUUCGUAAGUUCUACUACCGAAUAAAAAGUAAACCAGACGGAGUAGAACAAGAAUAUUGUAUAGUUCGACGACGUUACCUGCAUCCUCAUUGUAUCCCGAAUAAUUCCAUACGGAAAGUGAUUUGGUUAAUCAAAAAAGAUGAUGAAUAUUGUCGGUACUCAUUAGUUUCAUACUAUAUCGAAGCAGAUGCUCACGUUAUGCAAAUACCUCAUGGUAAUUCACGCACUAAUCAGAAAAGCUAUAUUCGAACGUGUCCAAGUGAAGUAAAGAAGCGUUCAUGUAACAUAAAGCAGGAAGAUGGAAUUCUUACAGAUGUGCCGAACAGCUCGAGAACCAUUGUGUUGCAAGAACCGGAUUAUAGAGUGGGUAAUGAAGUGGAUGUAGAAGCGGAUGAUGUUUCGGAGAACUCUGAGGUGGACGUUGACGGUAACACUCCGCAGGAAGGUUGCAGUCCUGUUGUUCAGGACACUGCCAUAUCCGACAGCGAAAUGGCUCAUAGAAUAAGUUUGGUAACAACUAGUAUACCAUUUAACUGUACAUAUAUCAAUGCCAUAACCGAAUUACCAGUUGCUUUGCUUCGACGAGUAGAAAUAACACCUGAUAUUGCAUCAGUAAAUUGUGCAGUGCCUCAGAUUCGAUUGAUUGGUCAAGCUGUACAGAUGUCAUUCAUUGUCGAUACUUCACAAAUUCCAUAUGUGGAGUGGAAUUGGGAUGGAUUAGGUGCAUGGAACACAUCACGCGGUAACCGUGUAACUUUGAGUAAAUAUUGUUAUGACAUAAAUGACAGCAGGUGUGGCACUAAAGGAUAUGCCUACUGUGUUAUCAAGAAAAAAUAUGUGCAUCCGUAUUCAGUACCACCCAGUGCUGUGCGGAAAGUUGUUUGGCUUAUUAAGGAAGCUGAUGGCGCUUAUAACAGAUACAUGUUGGUGACAUAUAAAAUUGAACAUGAUGCCGUUGUCACAAUAAAGAAAAUCCAACAGCAAGUAGCAUCAGAACAGCGAAUUCAACGAGCAUCCGUUCUUACUGAUGAAACAAUUUAUGAUCAGAACGAAAUAAAUCACGAAAUUGCUCGAAUAACGAAAAGUCCCGUAUUCCUGAAGCAGUUUAUCAAUAAUGUUAAUGAUUUACCGUUGGAUAGUUUACUCGAGCCAGAUCAAAUUGAUAUUCCAGUGUGCGAUACAGUUCCUCACAUAGCAGUAUUACGUGAACCGACCUGUUGUCCGCUGCAGAUGACAUUUCUGAUUGAUACAGAAAAAGUAGCAAUAAGUGAUCUUAGCGUUGAUAAUUUAGGGCAGUGGAAUACAACACAUGGCAGACGUAUGACUCUUCGGAAGUUUUACUUUUCUCGUGAUAGACAACGUUGUCUUGAAGGGAGUCAUUAUUUUACAGUCAUACGGAAAACCUAUGUUCAUCCAAACAGUAUACCUGAUGGAAUGGUUCGAAAAAUAAUAUGGCAAGCCUGUACAGCUGAAGGAUAUGCCAGGUACGCGUUAAUUUCUUAUGAUAUCGGUAUAAACACCGUAGUUGAAGCCAUACCACACGGUAAUUCGAAACGCAAUACUGCUGUUUAUCAACGCAAAGAACCAAGCCUGAUUGCUGAAAUGAAACGUGAAAAAAUUAAACGAUUGAGCGAAAAAAACUCUCUAGAAUCGGAGGAUGCCUUUGUAAACUUGAAGCAUGCUCGAUUAGGCUCUUAUGUUGGUACUCCUUCAAGUGUCACACUGUAUGAGGAUGGCAAUUAUGGAGAAGUUGAGGACGCUUAUCCGUUAACACAUGAAGAAUUGAUGAGUCGUAUGGCACUUCCCAGUUUACGGCGCUUCACACGACCUUAUCAUAAUGACGAGCCAUUCAGUGUGGUUUUCCUACUGGAUCAAAACGUAGGCAUUGUACAGUGUGCAUCGUGUGGCGUUGAUUUUUCACGGCAUCCACAGCCUCCAGAAGAUUUAGUUUUGGAACAUGUGGAACGCUUCUGGAAUCAACGAACCUGUACGUACUCCAUCCAUCAAAUGCAAAAGAAAUAUAUCCAUGCAAGAUUGGAAUGUGUCUUAGCGCGAUAUGAAUAUUUUACAACAUUAGAUUUCCUUGUAAUAUCUGAUGAUGUCCGAAUGCGCCUAACUAAUGUCCAUCAACAACAUCUAAGUAUUGAAUUUGGUUGUUCAUUUGAAUAA
Molecule: messenger RNA, 4713 nt
Organism: Acanthocheilonema viteae
Lineage: Eukaryota; Metazoa; Nematoda; Chromadorea; Rhabditida; Onchocercidae
Source: the annotation of a GenBank genome assembly